Molecule: messenger RNA, 2262 nt
Organism: Cervus elaphus (red deer)
Lineage: Eukaryota; Metazoa; Chordata; Mammalia; Artiodactyla; Cervidae
Gene: FUNDC2
Product: FUN14 domain containing 2
Exons: 5
Coding region: 78-647 (189 amino acids)
Biological process (GO): autophagy of mitochondrion
Cellular component (GO): mitochondrial outer membrane
Source: RefSeq, a predicted model, not a curated record
UUGUGACGCUCCAGCGCGCCGAGAAGGGGAGGGGACAGCCCGCGCCCCGCCUGGCCUCUUCCGCCGCCGCCGUGGGAAUGGAAACAUCUACCCCACGUACCGGAAGCCAGCUCGCGCAGACGGCGGCGCGCCACUCCGCGUCCUCCCGCGGCGAAGCCCCGCGGGUGUCAUCGCGAGACGAGCUCGCCGAAAUGGCUGCCGCCAGUCAAGGAAACUUUGAGGGAAAGUUUGAGUCACUGGACCUUGCAGAACUUGCUAAAAAGCAGCCAUGGUGGCGCACGCUGUUUGGGCAGGAAUCUGGGCCUUCAGCCGAAAAGUAUAGUGUGGCAACCCAGCUGUUAAUUGGAGGUGUCACUGGAUGGUGCACGGGUUUCAUAUUCCAGAAGGUUGGAAAACUGGCUGCAACGGCUGUGGGAGGUGGAUUUUUUCUGCUUCAGCUUGCAAACCAUACUGGCUACAUCAAAGUGGACUGGCAGCGUGUAGAGAAGGACAUGAAAAAGGCCAAAGAACAGCUGAAGAUCCGCAAGAGCAACCAGAUACCUACAGAGGUCAAGAGCAAAGCAGAGGAGGUGGUGUCGUUUGUGAAGAAGAACGUUCUAGUGACUGGUGGCUUUUUCGGAGGCUUUCUGCUGGGCAUGGCGUCCUAGAGGGGAUGACUUCACCACCAUUAGUCCUAGCUUUGCCAACCAGCAGCCUCUUCCCUCCACCCUAGGACAGCAAACUCCUCCUCUUCCUCCUCCCUGCCAUGGCGUAUCUGAGUGGCUUCUGUAGGCAUCUGGUGAUUCAAGUUGGGAACGGCCCCACUGUGAGCUUGACGGCAAUGGAAGAGACUGUAGACGUUAGCACUUAUCUAGCACACUCCCCCAGGACUAAUCUGUAGGUCAGCAAGUAUAUUCCUUUCUCGCGUAAGAUACUUAUCAGAACAUAGGACAAGAUGACAACGCCAAGUGGAUCUUCAAAGGUUGCCUCACACUUGAUUUGGAAAAGACAUCGCAAGCAUAUAAGAUACCUCAUUAAGUUUUGCAUGGAAAGGAACUGAAUACACUGGCCUUUAAGCAUGAAAGAUUUUGCAAUUGUGGUGUCUACUUUCUGUUUUAGUAUAUUUGAGAUUACAGAAAGAGAACUACUCUUAGUGUGCGACAGUUGAAAAAUCCGAAUAUGGAAUGACCUUGUCCUAAAGUGACAUACGAUGAGCUGAAGCUGUGUUUGGUGGGAAGGCCUUUGGGGAAACCAAGCAGUUGAUAACAUUUAGGAUGGUCAGACUUAGUGAAUCAUUUAAAGGCAUUCAGAUAUUAUCUAGGGAUGUUUACACUACACAGGGUAGUGGCUGUUUCCAAAGGUUUGUUGAUGGUAAAAUAAGUGACUUUAGGUGUAAGAGGGAAGAAGCUCUUGGGUGUUUAUUUAAUAGAAAGGGUUUAAAGCUUUGAACUUUUGUUUACUUCCGGUCAAAACGUCAGGGGUAACCAGUAGCUCCUCUGUGUCAAUUCUAUUUCUUUAUCCAGAGUUUUAAAAUGGUGGCAUUUCCAAGCAUUAAAAGUUUAGAACAGUAGCAUCAAAGGUAUCUACUGUCUCAUGAUGACCCCAAUUCUUUGAACUUAUCUUUAGAAUUCAAGUUUAUACACACACCCAUCCUUAGAAACAAGUCAUUUUUCUGUAAUGGCCUUUUACCAUAUCUGGAAUAUCCAGUGCAGAAAGGCAAGGCUGUGUUUUCACCAUUGUAUACAUGGAGUCAAGCACUUAGUAGAUACUCAGUCUGUUGAAUAUAUGAGUAAUGAGGUCAUAGAAAAGUAUGUGGAAAAUGGAGUGAUCAGGAUUUUUGAGACUUGACAAGUUCUGAGAAUGCUGAAAACUUGGAAUUCUUAAACUUGUAGGUGAUCCCUUGCAAAAUGUAUGUUUUCAGUGCCCUCCUUUUAAAAUGUUUGCCUUUUAACUUGAAUUUGGAAAUUGUAGCUACUAGCAGAUGUGUGGAAUUUUUUAGAAUUCAUCCGUUUGCAUUUUUCUCCUUAUUGUAAUAUUUUAAGGCAACAUUAAGUAGUUUUGCUUGUAACAUGUGGAUUAUAUACAAAUCAUAAUGGUGUGAGCCACAUUGUCCUAUAUUUUUGUAUAAGAACUCAAAAAUUUUUCACUUUUUCUUAUGCUCAGACAUAUGUAAACAUACAAAUGUUCAAAUAUAUAUGAAAGUACAGUGACCCCCAUGGACCCACCACCCACCUAUAAUGAUCAUCAAAAUACAGGUUGUUUUAUCAGUGGCUUUGAAACAAA